Effrenium voratum is the source of this 768-nucleotide messenger RNA. The record is from the annotation of a GenBank genome assembly. Lineage: Eukaryota; Dinophyceae; Suessiales; Symbiodiniaceae.
AUGGCCGAUUUUCCGAUCUAUCCGGACCUGAAAGGGGCGUCCGUCCUGAUCACCGGUGGCGGGUCGGGCAUCGGCGCCGCGCUCACCGAAGGCUUCGUCGCGCAAGGGGCGCAGGUCGCCUUCAUCGACAUUGCCGAAGAAGCCAGCAAGGCGCUGGCCCACGACCUUGGGGCGCGCUACGGCCAUGCCCCGCUCUACCUCAAGGCCGAUCUGACCGAUGUUGAAGCAAUCCGGGCCGCAGUGGCCGAAGCCGCCCGCGACCAUGGUCUGGUGACGGUCCUCGUCAACAAUGCGGCCUGGGACGACCGCCACGAGAUCGAUGCGGUCGAUGCCGACUAUUGGGACAGGAACACCGCGAUCAAUCUGCGCCACGCCUUCUUCACCGCCCAGGCCGUUACUGAAGGCAUGAAGGCGUCGGGCGGCGGCGCGAUCGUCAAUUUCACCUCCACAUCCUUCAUGCUGAACAUUGGCGACAUGCCGGCCUACACCGCAUCCAAGGCCGGCAUUAUCGGCCUGACCAAGGGUCUGGCGGGCAAGCUCGGGCCGCACAAGAUCCGCGUCAACGCGAUUGCGCCCGGCUGGGUGAUGACCGAUCGCCAGAAACAGCUUUGGGUGACGGACGAUUCGCUCAACGAAAUGCUCGGGCGGCAAAGCCUCAAACACGCAUUGCAGCCGCACGAGAUGGUCGGGCCGUGCCUGUUUCUGGCAUCGAGUGCGGCCAGCGCCAUCUCGGCGCAGACCCUGAUCGCCGAUGGUGGCCUGCUUUGA